Dicentrarchus labrax (European seabass) is the source of this 1438-nucleotide messenger RNA. RefSeq lists its product as uncharacterized. The transcript is spliced from 6 exons. Gene Ontology annotation, molecular function: ubiquitin binding. The record is from RefSeq and is a predicted model, not a curated record. The coding region runs from base 88 to 666 and encodes 192 amino acids. Gene Ontology annotation, biological process: protein modification process; endosome to lysosome transport; protein transport. NCBI's taxonomy places the organism in Eukaryota, Metazoa, Chordata, Actinopteri, Moronidae. Gene Ontology annotation, cellular component: ESCRT I complex.
GAGAAGGAAAGGCAAGGUUAGUUGAGUGUUGUUGAUCGGAAAGAUACAAGGAAAAAGUACUAUUUCCCUUUUGGAUAAACCAUAAUCAUGUUAUACUAUGAGGAUACGAUUAAGAAAAUGCUCCCUAAGUCAUAUCUUCGCAAAUAUGUGGCCCAUGAAAUAUACAUUGCACUGACUCACUUCAAAAACCUCGAGCCCAUGAUGGAUAAAUAUGUUUACAAUGAUGGAACCACAAAGGACUUGAUGAGUCUAACCGGAACCAUUCCCGUCAUGUAUGAAGACAAGACCUACAACAUCCCAGUAUGCUUAUGGAUUGAGGAAAGCUACCCCCAAACUGCUCCCAUAUGCUAUGUCAGGCCCACACGUGAGAUGAUGGUCCUCAAAGGAAAGUAUAUCUCCAGCAAUGGUGAAGUCCUGCUGCCUUACCUGGAGGAGUGGAAGAAUGGUGAAUGUGACCUAGUGAGCCUUCUGCAGGUGAUGGUUGCCAUGUUUGGAGACUUCCCCCCUGUAUGCAUGCAACCUCAUCCAGAGCUUGAACAAUCCUCUUGUUGGCUGCAGUUCCAGAGACAUGCAGAAGUACUUUGGAAGACAGAUGGAAGUUUGCAUCUGCAUUUAUCCAGAGAAGAUGACCAACCUCCCCAGCAAGAAAAUGAAACCAACUGUUAGCUUUUUGUAGAAUCUCCCAAUAAUUUGUGUAAAGAUUGUUUGUGUGUUGCCUGUGAUGAAGUGUUUUAUCCCGUGCCAGUGUCAGAUGGUAUCCAUUGAUUAUUUUAUGUUUCAUUAAUUAAUCAUUUCAGACAAAUAGCAACAUGCUUCAAACUAUUUACACUGUAAAUGUCAAGUGGCACCAGAUGAAAACAUAUAGAUUGUGUUUGGUGUGAAUGUAUGCCUUCUUUUAAUUUAAAUCUGAAAUCUGAAAUGUUUUCCAUACAAUGAAUAUAACAAACUACUUUGGGAUUUGAACGUCUCUGUGUGCAAUACACUCAAAUUGCUUUACAAGCAGCUCAUAAAAAUGUACCUGAGCUGCACCCAAAGGUAUUUGUUGUGUCUUUAUCAUAAAUGUUUUAGACUUUUGACCAGUGGAGAGAAAGGUUAGUAAUCUGGAGAACCCAUACACAGCCAGGUAGAGCCCAGUAAAGCAUGCUUUAUUAUAGAAGAGUGCAGCUUUCCUUUCCUUUUGACAGAGAGACAUUCGAACAAUUUUUCCAUUACAAACUAGUGCUUUUAACAGUUUGCAAGGUUGUUCAUUAGAGUAAGGAAAUAUAUUUUGCUUGUUGAUUUAAUAUCUGUUACUGUGUUUAAAAUUGUUCAUCCAAAACCUUUCUUCAGAGUCAAAAGUCAAAACUAUUCCCAAAGUCAAGACUAACUUUACAUCAUAAUAUAACCUCUUGUAAAAAGUGACUGAUUCAUAUUGUAAAUAAAGUGCAAUUUGAAAAUA